UCAAAUAGAGAUAAAGUUUAGUUGGGGAGGGGGUCAGAUGCAAAAGGGGCCUGAGGUCAAAUAGCUAGCCUCCUCAUCCAAUGACCUCAGGUAUAAAGUUGACGUCACGAAUUAUCUGUGAGUCAGAUAUUCUAUUGCACACAGAAGAAUUUAGCAUUCUGUAUAAAAAGUAGCCCUCACGAAGUUAUUUAGAAGUCUUUUUGUGGAUACCACUACAUUUCAAUAUGAAGCACAUCGUUUCUAUCUUAUUGGCCAUACUGGUUGCCCUUAUUGCUGCUGUCAAUGGAGCUCCAGCAACCAUUGCAUCAGUAUUGACCGGAAAACAUGGCAUACGAGGAUUUGGAGGAUAUGGCCACGGCAGUCAAGGUUAUGGUGGAUAUAACCAAGGAAGUUACGGUCAAGGAAGUUAUGAUCGCGGCUCUUAUGAUCGUGGCACUUACAACCAUGGUUCAUAUGCCCAAGGCGGACAUGGACAUCGUGAAUAUGGACACGGUCAUAGUGGAUAUGGACAUGGAGGUGGAAUGAGCGGUGGAAUUCAUGGCGGUAUUCAUGGAGGAGUUGGCGGAGGCCUAGGUCUUGGAGGUGGUAUUGGGCAUAGACCUUAUGGUUACGGACACAGAUAUCAUUAAUAGAUUUAAAUAAGCUACGUAGACCUUCUGCAUAGUGAAAAAAUAUUAAAUUGUCUUCACUAAGGAGUUGCGUGUUGUCAUUAAUUUAUUAAAUACAAAUUUGUGUUUUCAAAAUCAAUAAAUGUAUAUUUUUGUAA
This is a messenger RNA of Parasteatoda tepidariorum (common house spider), 766 nucleotides long. RefSeq lists its product as uncharacterized. The record is from RefSeq and is a predicted model, not a curated record. NCBI's taxonomy places the organism in Eukaryota, Metazoa, Arthropoda, Arachnida, Araneae, Theridiidae.